This is a messenger RNA of Branchiostoma belcheri (Belcher's lancelet), 939 nucleotides long. Its product is annotated as cell wall protein IFF6-like. The coding region runs from base 91 to 939 and encodes 282 amino acids. NCBI's taxonomy places the organism in Eukaryota, Metazoa, Chordata, Leptocardii, Amphioxiformes, Branchiostomatidae. Gene Ontology annotation, cellular component: endomembrane system. The record is from RefSeq and is a predicted model, not a curated record. Gene Ontology annotation, molecular function: signaling receptor binding. The transcript is spliced from 3 exons.
CCUGUUAAAACAGGACAGGGUCAGGCUAACAUUCAAAACAUACGAAAUCUACCCCACAACAAAAGGCUAGCUGUCUUAAAGCCAAAUCCCAUGUAUACAGAUGAAGGUAACGCAGAAGUUUCUGUCAUGGUCAAUGGUGAUCAUCACGAAUACGAAGAUAUUGAUAAACCCCGUGUUAAGGCAGGGCAGAGUCAGUCUCAGGCCAACACUGAAUCCACCACAAACACCAAAGCUACUGUAAUGGCCAGUGGUCAUGAUCAGGCAGGGCAGGGUCAGUCUCAGACCAACACUAAAUCCAACACAAACACCACAGCUACUGUAAUGACCAGUGGUCAUGAUCAGGCAGGGCAGGGUCAGUCUCAGACCAACACUAAAUCCAACACAAACACCACAGCUACUGUAAUGGCCAGUGGUGGUGAUCAGACAGGGCAGGGUCAGUCUCAGACCAACACUAAAUCCAACACAAACACCACAGCUACUGUAAUGGCCAGUGGUGGUGAUCAGACAGGACAGGGUCGCGGUCAGGAUCAGACAAGACAGGGUCAGUCUCAGGCCAACACUGAAUCCAACACAAGCACCACAGCUACUGUAAUGACCAGUGGUCAUGAUCAGACAGGACAGGGUCAGUCUCAGGCUAUCACUGAAUCCAGCACAAACACCACAGCUACUGUAAUGGCCAGUGGUGAUGAUCAGGCAGGGCAGGGUCAGUCUCAGGCCAACACUGAAUCCAACACAAACACCACAGCUACUGUAAUGAUCAGUGGUGAUGAUCAGACAGGACAGGGUCAGUCUCAGGCCAACACUGAAUCCAGCACAAACACCACAGCUACUGUAAUGGCCAGUGGUGAUGAUCAGGCAGGGCAGGUGGUGAUGAUCAGACAGGGCAGGGUCAGUCUCAGGCUAACACUGAAUCCAACACAAACACCACAGCUACUGUAA